CUUGAUUUCACAACAUGAAUAGUUUAUAUUAAUCUCAGUUUAUUCAUCCUCGAUUUCAUUCCUUGUUUGGAGUUUUAAAACACAUAAUCUUUGGCAGUUCUGCGGGAGUCAUGCACUUUGUCCUAGUCAUCGUGGUCACGCUCGUGAUCUCCAUGGAUACACUGAGUAACUCUCAGCAGACGACAGACUCAGGCUACGAUGUCGUCAUAGAGCGUCGUAAAAGGGAACCGCUGGGAACCCCCGACGUUGACCUCACUUCCCUCGAUGAAACUCCGGGGAUAUCCGAAGGAAAGGAAAACCCAUCACAGUAUACGGCCGAUUUACGCUCAUACAGAGCGUACGAACAAAAUCAACCACAAGAGGACAAAUUUGAGUCAAAACGAGGCCGCAAACGACCAAAGUCAUUUUAUCGCAAAAAUAAGAAGAAAGGUUCAAGAAAACCCAAACCUCCGUCUAAACCGAGAGGGGACCAAAGCAAUAGCCAGGAAGAAAACAACAUGAAGAACAUGCAUCAUGGCUCAAAGAACUAUUAUGGAAGCUCGGAACCGCCUGUAUCAGGCAGUGAAGAUGAAAAUUUGCCGGAGACCACUAGUUUUGUGGAGGGUAGAUUUACUUACGGAAGUUCCGAUUCGCCAUUUGGGAUGUACAACCCGAGAUACAAUUGCUUUGAAAGAUUUCCAAGGAACUAUUUCUUAGGAGUUUCUUCUAUCUGCCAAGAAGAAAGAAUGAGACGUAAAAUUAGAUACGCGCUUCAAAAAGAUCAGGCAGUUUCCGAGUCCAUGAAGGCACACUAUUACAGAUGUGCUAAAGCCUAUGUGAACUACGCUGGUCUGGAUGAGACGUGUCCGACAAAAAUAAACAUCGCGACCACAGUGUUCCUGGGCAGGCAGAAGUGCUACGUUGUGGAGCCCUACCAACAGUGCCUCACCUAUUCUGCCUGUAUGAAUCCGAGGGGAGGAUGCGCUGAGCGCCGUGGCGCCCCCUUUUUCAGUUCCUGUUUUUACGACGGAUUCCGUGACGCCUUUGUGUGGGUGUAUUGCCACCGCUGUGGCUUCCGCCUGGUCAAGGUCUCGCUGCCCCAGUGUUGUUCCUGCAGGAAGUGGACUCUGUGCCGGGGAGGCGGUCACCGUAAUCACUGAUGUUAAUAAAUGAUUAUA
Magallana angulata is the source of this 1157-nucleotide messenger RNA. RefSeq lists its product as uncharacterized. NCBI's taxonomy places the organism in Eukaryota, Metazoa, Mollusca, Bivalvia, Ostreida, Ostreidae. Bases 111 to 1139 code for a protein of 342 amino acids. The transcript has 5 exons. The record is from RefSeq and is a predicted model, not a curated record.